GCCCCGCCCCUCGGCGGCUCCAGGUGCGGCUGUGGGACCUCGGACCGCGGCGGGGCCGGGGCCAGGGCCGGGGCCGGGGCCGGGGCGCCAUGGCCGAGUCCCAGCUGAACUGCCUGGACGAGGCGCACGUGAACGAGAAGGUGACCGAGGCGCAGGCCGCCUUCUACUACUGCGAGCGGCGGCGGGCCGCGCUGGAGGCGCUGCUGGGCGGCGGCGAGCAGGCCUACCGCGAGCGGCUCAAGGAGGAGCAGCUGCGGGACUUCCUCUCCAGCCCGGAGCGCCAGGCCCUGCGGGCCGCCUGGAGCCCCUACGAGGACGCCGUCCCCGCCGCCAACGCCCGGGGCAAGAGCAAGGCCAAGGCCAAGGCCCCCGCGCCGGCGCCGGCUGAGUCCGGCGAGUCCCUGGCCUACUGGCCCGACCGUUCCGACACCGAGGUGCCUCCUCUGGACCUGGGCUGGACGGACACUGGUUUCUACCGCGGCGUGAGCCGGGUCACGCUCUUCACCCACCCGCCCAAGGACGAGAAGGCGCCGCACCUCAAGCAGGUGGUCAGGCAGAUGAUCCAACAGGCCCAGAAGGUCAUUGCUGUGGUCAUGGACCUCUUCACUGAUGGUGAUAUCUUUCAAGACAUUGUGGAUGCUGCCUGUAAGCGCCGGGUCCCAGUGUACAUCAUCCUGGACGAGGCAGGAGUGAAGUAUUUCCUGGAGAUGUGUCAGGACCUGCAGCUCACUGACUUCCGGAUUCGGAACAUCCGUGUCCGCUCUGUGACAGGCGUCGGCUUCUACAUGCCCAUGGGGAGGAUCAAGGGGACCCUGUCAUCAAGGUUCCUGAUGGUGGACGGUGACAAAGUGGCCACUGGAUCUUACAGGUUCACCUGGAGUUCCUCCCAUGUGGACAGAAACCUCCUCCUGCUCCUGACAGGACAGAACGUAGAGCCCUUUGACACGGAGUUCCGGGAGCUGUACGCCAUCUCCGAGGAGGUGGACUUGUACCGGCAGCUGAGCCUGGCGGGCAGGGUUGGCCUCCAUUACUCCUCCACUGUGGCUCGAAAGCUUAUCAACCCCAAGUACGCCUUGGUGUCAGGCUGCCGCCACCCGCCUGGGGAGAUGAUGCGCUGGGCUGCCCGGCAACAGCGGGAGGCGGGCGGCAACCCGGAGGGGCAGGAGGAGGGCGCCAGCGGUGGCGAGUCGGCCUGGCGCCUGGAGAGCUUCCUGAAAGACCUGGUUACGGUGGAGCAGGUGCUGCCCCCCGUGGAGCCCAUCCCCUUGGGAGAGCUGAGCCAGAAGGAUGGCAGGAUGGUCUCUCACAUGCACAGAGACCUGAAGCCCAAAUCCCGAGAGGCACCCAGCCGAAACGGCAUGGGAGAAGCGGCCCGGGGGGAGGCCGCCCCCGCCAGGCGCUUCAGCAGCAGGCUCUUCAGUCGCCGAGCCAAGAGGCCUGCGGCGCCCAAUGGCAUGGCCAGCUCUGUCUCCACCGAGACCUCUGAAGUGGAGUUUCUGACGGGGAAGAGGCCCAACGAGAAUUCCAGUGCUGACAUCUCAGGUAAAACAAGUCCCAGUUCUGCCAAGCCUAGCAACUGUGUGAUUUCCUGAGCUGCGGGAUGGUGGUGGGCAGGACGUGUGGAUGCCUGCCUGCCCUGCCCUGUGCUGUGGAGAGCGCAGGUCGCACACUGCACCAGUUUGCACAUCAGACGCCAACUGGCCUUCUGCCCUGCAGCCUCCGUCCUGGCCUCAGGGACGCUGGAUCCCAAAUGAGAGGGUCCGAAGCAUCUCAGUCACACGCCUCCACCGGACUGUCGGUGGCUGGGCAGGGGUCAGUGCCACGGCCUCCUUGUUUACAUGAAGUGGAAGCUUGACCAGUGUCUGCUCGCCUUUGUGCCCCACCCCCUCCGCUGAUUGCCAGAUGGGGUGAGGGCCCAUUCUUUAAACCUUUAUGGGGUGGGGUGUCUGGGGCAGCUGCAGUGGCUUCUCCUUUCCCAGGCUUCCUGGUGCUUCUGGUUCCCCACGCCACUCCCCACCCAAGAGAUUGGUGGAAUAAAAGGGAAGAGGGCAGGGCCCUGAGCCUGGGAUCCCAAGUUCCAGUCUUUCUCUAGCCUCUGAACUCCAGAUGUAAGGUGCAGCUGGAACUGCAGGGGCACUGGCUGCAGUGGCCUUCCUGGCCCCAUCCCUGCAGGCUCCUGAACUAGACUUGAAUGAGGGUAAGAUCCUGCGGCCUCCCGCAGUGGGGGCAGAAUUUGACACUGCUUUUCUGAGAGCGCUCGCACUGAGGUCUCUUUUUCCCUGCCCAGUGCCGUCCUGGCAGUCUCGGCAUGGGUGGUUGAGACCUCCUUGGCUGCUGCCUGCUGCGGGCCUAUGUGGGGGUCCUUACAGGGCCUUUACCUGGGACUGCUCCUUCCCUCAGUCAGUAAACUUUGGUUUACAGCCCAAGGCAGGGAGGGAGCUUGGCUGAGAGGGGAUUGGGGGUGUGGGAGGCUGGGCCCUGAGGACAGGAGCAUUUGCCUUUUCUCCCUCAACUCUAACGGGGUCCUCGGACCCCUUCACCAACCAGGGCUUCCAGGUUACACUUUGGCCAGACUGGCCUUUGCCUCCUGCGAGAGUCAGGCCAUUUUUAGGAGCCUGUGCCUCGCCAGAGCAGGUCAGCCUAAUGGCCAUGAGGCUGAGCUGGGAGGCCCAGUAAGCAAUUCCAUUCUGCCUUCCCCACUUGGGUGACUGGAGAGGGCCGAGGAGAGUUUGUGAAUGGACCUGGGAGAAAUUGCCAAACUGCAGACUCUGUGAGCCGGCCCUGCCGGCAGGGCGAUGGGGGAUCCAAGCCCUGUGGAAGAGCCAUGCAGCGGACUUUCUUGCCCUCUGACCUCUGAACCAAACUCUCAUCCUCUUUCUUUCCUUCUAAAAAACCCUAGGACACUACCAGCACCUGGGGGAGGGGUACAGAUGUCUGCAAGGCAGCUGAUGUGAGAGCAAGAAAAGGGGCUGCUCUGGCUGGGCUGUGGGAGCCAGGCAUUGCUUCUGAGGAAGCAGGAAGUGGGGACCACAUGUGGCGGCCAUUGAGGAGAUGCAAUCUCUCUGGCAGUGGGGAGGGGAAGGGAAAGGAAGGGUGAGCCUGUCCCCAGGGUCUUCUCUGUUAAUCCCAAGGCUGGCUUCUAGGGCGUGUGGAGAAGGGACUCUGGCCCACCUCCCUGAGCUUUUAUGAAGGUGAAAUGCUUCUGGGAAGUGUUUCCUUAGGCACCAAGACCAGGCAGUGUGGCAUGAGCUCAUUCUGGAGGGGAGGGAAGGGAGAGAGGGGGGAGGUGGGAUGUGGGGGUGUUACACCUCAGCUCGAGGCGGACACCUUGAAGGUAUGGGACAUGAAAUGUGUAAACUGCAACGCGGCAAAGAGAUCACUCUCUGGUGUGGAGGGUGGGUGUCUCUGGGGAUUAGGGAGGCAGCCUGGGGAAGGGACCGGCCUCCAAGCAAGUCAGCCAAGGGCAUCUGUGCCUCCCCUGCCAGAAGAGCAGGCCCUGCUUUGUCCCUUUACCUCCUCUAGGCCCAAAGCACACCCAGGUCCCUCCCCUGCCCUGACAUCUAAUCUGGGAGGAUCCCUGAUUGGAAUCUCCAAGUCACCACAGCCUUGAGCCAGGCCUUCCUUUCUGCCUCAGUUUCUCCAUGUGCCAAGAUGGCGUUUUUCACACUUUCUUGGUAGAAAUGAUGGGGAGACCAUAUGUUAGGAAGCAAGUUGGCAUAGUGGGAAGAGGGCCAGCCACAAGGCAGGAGUGCCCAGGCAGGGUGCCUCUCCCUGCUGGCCUGUGUCCUCGUCCUUAUAGCAGUGUGGACAAGAUGGUGUCGGCACCCCCCGCUCCAAAAGGCUUGAGACAGAAACUGUAGUCCGAGAUGGCAAGGAUUUUGAACUCACAAAAUGCAGCUCUUCAUGUUUGCCUGUCUGCCUAGGCACCGGCCCACUCUGUUCUGCCUCUUGGCUUCUCAGCUGUGAGUACGCCUGCCCUCUGUUCCAGCACUUGCACAUACUUUGUGAAGCAGUCUCUUACUCAUCAAAUCUCAAGGGUACAUCUGGCCCUCCCAGUUGGAUGGCAAGUUCAAGGGUGGAUCAUGCCCUUGGUCCCUGCACAGCAGCUUCUGCAAGGCUGGUUACAUUGGAAGGGCUCUAGGAGGAACAGGAUAAGGCAGCACUCUCGGGGCUGGGGUCUGGCUUCACUGCACCCCCCUCCCACCCCACACCACCACCAAGCUGCUGUCUUUCUGAGUCAGCUUCUGUAGGGUAAGUGUUCACAGCUGGUGCAGCUCUUUGGGAAACCUAACCUCCCAGUGAGCUGAGCCCCUGGUGCGGCCGCCACGCUUGCUUCUGCCCCACAAGGGCAGUAAGCACAGGACUUCUGGAUGGAUCUGGGAGCCUGCCCCUUGGGAUUUGGCAAAACUUCCCAUCUCCUUAGCUACCUGUCCUUAAUCUUAUCCCUGACCCCUCGAGGGCUUUCAAGAUAGCCUCUGUUAACAUCACUACCCUCUGCCUGUGUAGAACUUUAUAGAAAGGCUAGGCAAAAAAUGAGACCCAGAGAUAUGGAAGAAACUGGCCAAAGAGGGGAAAGUGGGCUAUUUCUUUUUUUUUUUUCUUUUUUUUUUCUGAGACAGAGUCUCACCCUGUUGCCCAGGCUGGAGUGCAGUGACAGCGAUCUUGGCUCACUGCAAGCUCCGCCUCCCGGGUUCACGCCAUUCUUCUGCCUCAGCCUCCUGAGCAGCUAUGACUACAGGUGCCCACCACCAUGCCUGGCUAAUUUUUUUAUAUUUUUAUUAGAGACAGGGUUUCACCAUGUUAGCCAGGUUGGUCUUGAUCUCCUGACCUUGUGAUCCGCCCGCCUUGGCCUCCCAAAGUGCUGGGAUUACAGGCCACCGUACCCGGCCAGGCUAUUUUUUUGUUUUGUUUUUGUUUACUACUGUAUUGCUUUUCUCUUUUUCAUAUUUAUUGAGCACCUACUAUAUGCCAGUCACCAUGCUAGAUGCUUUAGUAACAUGAAGGUUUCAAACUAAGAAAAGCUCAACAAAGAGCCCUUUAGAAAGGUAACAGUUUUCCUGUGUAUUGGGGGAGUGGGUCUCAUAAGGUUGUAUGAUGAGAAGCGCAAGUAAUUGUUUUGUUUUUUUUUUGAGACAAUGUCUUGCUCUGUCGAUCAGGCUGGAGUGCAGUGGCGUCAUCUCAGCUCGCUACAACCUCCACCUCCUGGGUUUAAGUGAUUCUCUGGCCUCAGCCUCCUGAGUAGCUGAGAUUACAGGCACGCGCCACCACGCCCGGCUAAUUUUUGUAUUUUUAGUAGAGACAGGGUUUCACUAUGUUGGUCAGGCUGAUCUUGAACUCCCGGCCUCAGGUGAUCUGCCUGCCUUGGCCUCCCAAACUGCUGGGAUUACAGGCAUGAGCCACCACGCCCAGCCUGGCUAAGGUUCAUUAUCCCCAUCUUUCAGAUGAGGAGGCACACAACUCUCCCCAGAUCCCACGUCACAGAGAAUGCAGGUCUGAGUCUGUUCCUUGAGCUCAGGGUCUUGGCAAUGGUGAUGCUUUGGAGCUGCAGAAUCCUCUGUUGGGGAUGGGGCUGCCCUGUGCAUUAUAGUACGUUUAGCAACAUCCCUAGCUUCCACCUACUAAAUGCCACUAGCACUCCUUCAGAUGAGACCACCAAAAAUGUCUCCAGAUGUUACCACAUGUCCCCUGGGGGGUAAAAGUGCCCCCGUUGAGAGCACUGGCUCUUUUCUUCACAGUCCUGACCUGGUGGCCUGCACAGGCCACUUCUCCGAAGUGUUUCAAUGCACUCUCUGCCCUGGGUACCUUGGACACAGCACCCUGGCCCAGAGAGGUUGGCUGACUUGCCUGAGACGCUGCUUCCUGGGAGACGCAGUAGCAUCUUUCCUUUCUGUUCUGGUUAUCUUUCUUAGUUCUUUACCACCUUAUAUUCCCCAUGACAGGUGUGUUUAUGUACACACAUCUGCCUCACUCCACUCAGCUCCCUGUCAGGUUUCCUGCCAGUCUGUCCCUCUUCCUUCAGGCUCAGCUACGUCCUGCACAGACAGUACCACUGCACAUACCUGUGUGUGCCCAGCGGUGGACCCACCUCCAAAAGCAGCCAGUGCUGACAGCAGAGAGCCUUCCACACUCAAGUCAGGCCAAGCAGGAAUCGCUACCUGCCUGUCAUGACCACAUUCUCAGUGAACAUUGACAAAGCCCCCUUAGCAGCUAAUUAGCCCUGCCGUGCGCUAGGGAUGCAAUUUCUCAUCUGGCAGUGCGCCACACUCCUGCCUCCCUGCCCAAAGGACGUAGUGGCUGCUGCUGAUCGUCUGCACUGCUGUUCCAGGGGCAGGAGGUUUGCUGCAAAUCAGGUACCCCCAGCUCAGUGAGCAGAACCAGUCCAAGGUUGAGUGAGGAGAAGGGCAAGAAGGGCAGGCACAGCCGUGAGUAUGUUCUGGGGCUAAGUAACCAUGAGAUCAGCCCAGAGACCUUGCACAGUUAGGCAGGCCUGGACUUCUCGCCCUUCCCCUUGCAGCUUCUGCUCUCCCAGCUAGGGACUGAGGAAAGCCCUGCUUCUAGAUGCCAUGUGCUGCUGCCUGGCACGAUAGGUACCCAUCUGUCCUUGGGGUUCCUGAGCCUGGAGAGCGGGCUUUGUGAGCACUGGUGCCUCACCUGCCUGGCUCAGCUCUGCAGCCACAAUAUAUGCUUAAUACCUAUUUGUUAAAUGAUUGAAGACUUGACUGCCAUUCAGUACAGAGAAUUAGCCAGGUGAAUAAACAGGAUGUGUCAUAGAGGUUCUAGAAUUGAUCAUGACCCUUUCUGUCUCAUUCCUGACUUCUAAUACCGUAUAUGCCAAAUGGGGUUCUGCUGUGAUUUAAUUUCUUAAGGACUGGGUUUAUCAAAAGUCCCUCCUGAUCUAAUCCUUUCCUCUAGGAAGGCUUCUCCUUUCUUCAUCUGUCCUAAGUGCAUGGUCUUCAUCUCCUGGGUGGUCCAGACUAGGUGGCACUGGGCCUGCAGGCCUCUAGCUGCUCAAGGAUGGCCCUGUCUGCAUGCUUCCUUUCAAAAGCUAGCAUAGAAAGGAGGGCCCAAGGUGAGGAAAUUUGUCCAAAGUCACCCAAUGAGUCGCAGGAAGGGCUAGAAUCUGGUUAUCUGGACCGUCCUAGAGCACUUUCACAGUGACAGCCGGCUGGAAUCAAGUUUUCAUUUAGAAAAAUGGCUAGAAGUUAGGGCAUUGCCUGCAGCCACUGAAAAGCAGCUUUAGGAGCAGAUGUCCACGUAAUAGAAGGAGAUGGGCUAGGGCCUGCCACGGAAGCCAGCAAGCGCGUGGGAGCUGGGGGAGGAAAGGAGCAAAAGGCAAGAACAGGCAGUAUGUCCGCGGUGCCCACAGUGCUGUGGGUACAAGCAAGGGGAAAAGAGCCCAUGGUGUGCAGAAAACCAUGCGUCAUGAUUCUUAUUUCCUGCUCGCAGCUUUGACUCUCUGCCUCAUCUCUUCCUGGAAGUGUCUUGGAAGUUAGGCGACUGCACAGGGAAAGGUUCGCUGCAGUGCUUGCAGGCCUGCACCCAUUUAUUCAUCCGGUGGAUAUUUGCUGGGUGCCCGGCCUGGGGAUCCAUGGUGAGCGAGGAAGGCAUGGUAUUGAAGUGGUAUGCCUGCAUGACCUUGGCGGGGGCGCAUGGCAUAGAGAGGACAGGCUUCAGAACAGGCAGGCAAGGGCUGAAAUCCUAUCUCUGCCACCGAACAGCUAAUGACCCCAGCAAGCAAUUUCACAUCCCCGAACUUUCCUGUUUCCUCAUGUGUCAAAUGGGGAUGAUCUCGAGACGACUCUCCAGAGUAACCACGUGAAGCACCUAGCACAGGGGCUGACGCAAACAGCUGGGCAUCGGAGGAGCCUCCAGGGUUGUGACCUCCAGUGGCUUAUUUUCCUUUUGGGAUCUUCUCUCCUAGAUCCUCCCCUUUAAUUCCCUGUGAAAUUUACCACUUUCAUAUUGAAUCGUUGGCACACAGGGCUAACUGCUUGUUCACCUGAAGGAAGCUACAGAGUUCAGGUUUCUUUUUUCUUUCUUUCUUUCUUUUUUGCUUUUUUAAGAUGAUCUUGCUCCGUCACCCAGGCUGGAGUGCAGUGGCGUAAUCAUGGCUUCCUGCAGCCUCAAACUCCUGGGCUCAAUGAGUUCCUUGAGAUCUUCCAUCCUCAGCUUCCCAAGUAGCUAGUAGUAGUAGUGGCUUGCACCAACGCUCCUGCCCUAAUUUUCAAUAUUUUUUUGUAGAGAUAGGAUCUCACUGUGUUACCCAAGCUAGACUUGAACUCCUGGCCUCAAGCGAUCCUUCCGCCUUGGCCUCCCAAAGUGUUGGGAUUACAGGCAUUAGCUACCACACCUGGCCAAGGCCCAGGUUUCGACAGAAAGGGAGAGAAAACCUGCCAGAGAUGCCAUUUCGGAGCCACUCUGCUUGGCAGGGACCUGUGUUCCCCUCAUGCAGGUUCAUCCUUAGAGGGCUGCGGUCUUAUCUGGUUGUGCAAAAGUCCCACAACCUUUCUGGAUUGAUAGUUUGUGGUGAAAUAAACAAUUUUAGUUUGUUUGGAGAAUCUUUUGUAUACAAAAUACAAAUAAAACCUAAAUCAAAGAAACAGAGCAUGUCCGGAGAAGUCUGCCAACCCUUCUCCAGGCCAUGGGGCUUCCCAAGCCAGGCCUGUACUCCUCAUGUAGAUUCCACACCCCGCCUUGAUGUCUUUGGCUUUCACACUAGUGACUAUAGCCUGGUGGGACGGGGUCUAGGGGCCACAGUCCUGGUCCUGCGCAGGUGGCCCUGGAGAGAAGCCUUGGAGAACUUGGAGAAGCCCACGCGGCUGGCAGCAUCAUGGUGAGAGGCUGACACCUUGUGGCUGGCUGGCAGCAUACGUCCUUCCUCCCCUAGGUCAGCUAGACGGCCAAAGCAGGGAUCUGCAAGCUCCUUCUGUGGCGGGCCAAAAAGUGAACAUUCAGUGUGUCUGUUGCAGCUACUGUCAUAGCACUGAGGCACCCCUAGACAGUACAGAAACAAGCAGGUGUGGCCAUGUUCCAGUGAAACCUUAUGAAUACUGAAAUCUGAAUCCAUAAUUUUCAUGUAUCACAAAGUAGUAAUAUUCUUUUAAUAUGCAAAAACCGGCCAGGUGCGGUGGCUCAUGCCUGUGACCUCAGCACUUUGGGAGGCCGAGGUGGGUGGAUCACCUGAGGUCAGGAGUUCGAAACCAGCCUGGCCAACGUGGUGAAACCCUGUCUCUAUUAAAAAUACAAAAAUUAGCCUGGUGUGGUGGCACAUGCCUGUAAUCCCAGCUACUCGGGAGGCUGAGGCGUAGGAAUUGCUUAAACCUGGGAGGCGGAGGUUGCAGUGAGCUGAGAUCAUGCCACUGCACUUCAGCCUGGGCAACAGAGCUAGACUCCAUCUCAAAAACAAACAAACAAAAAAACAAAAGCAAAAACCAGUCUUAGCUCACAGGCUGUGCCAAAACAGGCAGUGGGCUGGAUUUGGUCCUCAAGCCUGGGCUUGCUGACCUCUGGCCUAGGACACCUCUCCUUUAUGCCUCCGCUCCCAACACGGACUCUCAACUCUCAUGUUUACCUUGUCAUUGUUCUGUCAAGAGGAAUUCACUAGUCUCACUCCUCCAACCAGACCGCUGCCACUAAGGCUUCUUCUGAACAGAAAUUCUGGAUUUGUUCUCACCCAUUUCAUAAAUGUACAUAAGCACCCAUCAGGUGCCAAGCCCUGUGCUGAGAUGCCUGCAGAGCCCAGAGUUUUCACCAACUUUUUUUUUAAGAGAUGGGGGUCUCUGUUGCCAGGUUGGAGUGCAAUGACAUAAUCAUAACUCACCGCAACCUCAAACUCCUAGGUUCAGGUGAUCCUCCCGCCUCAGCCUCCCAAGUAGCUGGGACUACAGGCAUGCACCACCCUGCCCAGCUAAUUAAAAAAAAAACUUUAGGGAUGGGGUCUUGCUAUGUUGUCUAGGCUGGUCUCUAACUCCUGGGCUCAAGUGAUCCUCCCACCUCAGCCUCCCAAGUAGCUGGGCUUACAGAUGUGAGCCACUGCACCUGCUCAACAUUUAAUUUUUUCAUUCAUUCAUUCGUUCAUUCAUUUGUUCAAACGAACUUAUUGAGAACUUACUGUGUUCCAGGCACUGUGAUAAGAUAGACCUGGCCUUUACCUUCAAAUGUUCAGAACAUGGUUAGGAAGAUGGAUACUGGGAGGCAAGUGUUCUGAUGGGAAAGCACAGCAUGUAAAGAAGCCCAGAGGAGGCACUUAACCUGGGGGAGAAGAACAGGGUAGGCUUCCUGGAGGAGGAGGUAAUCUCUGAGCCGAUACCUGAGGAGUGAAUGGAGGAGGGGACAAUGAGGCAAGGCAUUCCAGGGAAAGGUCCAGAGCCUAGACAGAACUCUUUUAGGAGAAUUAUGAGAAUCACAAUUAUCGAGGACACAGUGAAGACUCAGAUAACUCAAAUAUAGGUUUUGCCCGCAAAGCCUUCCUGUCUGGUGGGUGAGACAGUCUACAGCAAGCUGCUCCAAGGAUAUGGAGAAAAAAGUUUUUCCUCUGGCCUUGUAGGAUUGGUUAUUACUGAGCCUGGAGUACGCAAAGGCCAGCGAGUGCUCCUAAGGCAGGGAGGGGGCUGCCUUCACUAUGGGUGCUCAGGAAAUCUGCCAGGGGAAGGGAGAUGUGGGCCUGCCUCGGCUGCAGAAACCCCUCAGAGGAGGAGGAGGGGCUUGAACUGAGCUUUGAAGAAAGUGUAGACUUGGGGACAGGCAGAGGAAGAGGGGGCAUCAUAGGCAGCAGAAACCACAUGGACAAACUCUCUGCCGGAGAAUGGGCAUGGCCGGGCUGAGGGGUCCCUGGACAGGAACCAGCCUUCCCUAUGCACCUGCACCCGUGAGUCUCACAACAGCCCCAACAGGCAAGUGUUAUUUUCCUCAAUUCUACCAAUUAAAAACUGACCUUGGGCAACUGCUUAACCUAUCUCUGCCUUACUUUCUUCAUCUGUAUCUACCUCAGAAAGUUACUAUGAGGACUGAAUAAGCUCAUACAUAUACAAUGCUUGGAGCAGAGGCUGGUACUAGAGCUGGCUUCAUGGGCAUGAAACCUGUGAACACAGAACCCCAUGCUUUCAUUUUCCACUUAGUCCUGCCUGGCAUAGUAUGCAGUUUUUUUAAUUUGAGAUGGAGUCUCCCUUUGUUGCCCAGGCUUGAGUGCAGUGGCGCGAUCUCAGCUCACUGCAACCUCCACCUCCCAGGUUGAAGCAGUUCUCCUGCCUCAGCCUCCUGAGUAGCUGGGAUUACAGGUGCGCGCCACCAUACCCAGCUAAUUUUUGUAUUUUUAGUAGAGAUGAGGUUUUGCCAUUUUGGCCAGCCUGGUCUUGAACCUCUGACUUCCAUGAUCCACCUGCCUCUGCCUCCCAAAGUGCUGGGAGGAUUACAGGCAUGAACCACUACGCCUGGCCUGGUAUGUGGGUUAAAAUGUUAGGUUUUAUCAUUAUCUUAGGUGGAGAAUAACAAAUCCGAUUCAAUAUAUUCAUUUUAGAAACGAGGAAACUGAAGCUUAGAUAGUUUGUGUGACUUGCAAAAAGUCACGCAGCAAACAAGCUGCAGAAUGAAGGGUGGAGAUGGAGAGAUAGAAUUCUCAUCUUAGAGGUGAAAGUAGGAUAAUGACCCAGCUGAGCUUGCUGAGUCCUGCGAGCGUCGCACGCCCCCAGAGACAACAUAAGGAGAGAAGUGCAGACAGAUUCCUUUGAAGGAGCUUAGAGAAAGAGAUGGUAGGGAAAAGAGCAUGAACAGUUGUAGAGGUAGGAGGAAAGCUGGCUAUUUGGGGAAGCAAAGAAAAGAUUCUCAGAGUAAAACGUAUUGGUGAAGCCAUGGAAACAAGGACUGAGAAAGUCUCUUGGAUCUUGGCCACAAAAAGGUUAUAGAUGAGCUUAGAGAAAUGAAUUUCAGUAGAGUUAGGGCUAGAAGCCAGGUUCAGAGAGAGAAAACGAGAGAGCAUUCCUGGUGGUGGAGAUGGCCGCAGGCCAUUAUUUAAAAAGCUAGGAUAAGAAAAUAGAGAAGAAAGGGAAGGAAGCUAUUUGAAGGGAGUGGGAGAAAAGCCAGAUCUCAGUUGGGACGUGGAGGAAGGACCACCAGAGGCAGUAAUUUAGCCGGAAAGAGGUGUAUUUCUUUCCUUGAGUUUAUAGGGGGUAAAGAGGAUGGGGCUGAGAUACUAAAGACUACGAGGACAACUGUUCAUUGAGGGCUGGUCAUCUCCCCAGCUGCACUGUGGGGUUCCCAAGUCAGACAUCCCAGAGGCAAUAUAGCAGCGUGGACAAGAGCUUACUCGUUGGAGUCAGACCGCCUAGGUUCAACGAUGGGUUAGUUAGCCCUUCAGUGCCUCCAUUUUCCUAUCUAGAAAAUGUGGAUAACAAUGGUUGUUGUGAAGAUUAACAGCCAUAAUCCACGUAAAGCCCUCAGUACAGUGUAUGACACACAGCAAGUGUCCACCAAAGGGUAGUUAUUAUUAACCAUAAUCCUGGUUCUCUUGUGAGCUGCCUCCUGUGUGUCUAGCAUUGGCCAGCACACAUGAGGGGGUCCAGUGUUUGCUGCUUAACUAAGUAGCUUCUCAGGAAGUGUGGUCAUAAAAAAUGAUAGGUGAUUUAGAAGGUGAGACAGACACAAGGGAUGUGUUGCACAGUAAAUGCUCCCAGACAUGCAAUAAAUGCUUAUAAGCAUGCCCUCUGUAAUCAGCCCUCUUUAGAGAGUUUCCCUGCCUCAUUGCUCUUGGUCUUUGGCAAUGGCUACACCCACUGCCCAAGCAAGCAGUAUCAGCUGUCAGCUGUCCCCUUGUCUUUUGGAUCAGAUUCCUUUACAGGGAUCUUCCCAUUGUUAUAAGCUUCAAGAAUUGGAGAAUGCUUAAUGAACACUUCCAAAUUCUUCAUAGCUAUGAGGGGCCAGUGCAAAGGGCGGAAGGAGUUCUUCUGUGUCACAGAAAUUAGAGCUGGAGCAGAUCCAGCUUGCUAUCCCCCCUUCCCCCAGCUUGUGGGUUAUUGCAGAAUUGUUCACAAAAAUUCCCAUUGCCUUGGAAUUUGUCCAAGCCGAGGGCAGGGAUCACAACACAACCUCUCAAGGGAAAAAAGGAAGGCCUGUUGCUUGAGAUGGCUCAGAGCACUUUUGGUAGCCAGCCAAGGCAGCUAUCACUCAUGAAAUCUGCCUUCCCCUCCAGCAAAAAGCCAACUGUAUAGAACACCACAUAUAGAGCGCUAAGAAUAGCACAGCGCUCCAAGAACAUAGUGCACUUGGCCUGCAUACAAGUGUGCAGGGCUUAACGAGUCUUUUUACUCUGAAAGCUGGGUGGGUUGGAACAAACAAACAGAAAAAUAUUUUCCCCAAGUAGCAUGCAGAGAGGAAAUGAGAGCAAGCACAAGAGAGCACCCUGGCAUAGCAUUCUCUGACCUGGGCUGCCUUUUCAGGGUAUGAGUUGAUUCCGCAGGCACCAAGGCAUGCCUGUAAGCCCUACAGGGCAGACGCCCUCACCCCAAUCAUUGGCUUAACAUUCACACCAGGCUGAGUAAGCCCCAAAAGUCCUGCCAUUGGCUCUGACAGGAAUUGAAACCCAUCUUCUCCACAAUAAAUAUUUGAUUGACAGAUUGGCUUCCUUCCUAUAAGUAUAGAAAGCGAGGGCAGGUUCCAUCCAAAGCCGCAGUUCUGGGUGAUGAGAGCUCUGAGAGCCCAGAAAAGACCCUGAACCACAUCCCACUGUUUGUUGGAAGAAGAAACUCAUUUGUGGGUCUGUUCAUAAAAGAGUCUGGGAAGAUAGUCUCCUUAACAGUGUCUGGAUGUAACAGACUAUGGGCGGCUUUUACUUUAUAACUUUCUAUAUUGUCUGAAAUACAGAAUAUUAAAUAUUGAGUUAAUAUUAUAUUUACUCAAUGUUACUUUUUUUUUUUUUGAGACAGGGUCUUGCUCUAUUGCCCAGGCUGGAGUGCAGUGGUGUGGCUCACUGCAGCCUUGAACUCCCAGGCUCAAGCAAUCCUCCCACCUCAGCAUCCCAAGUAGCUGGGACUGUAGGCGCAGGCCACCAUGCGCAACUAUUUAUUUUCUUUCUUUUUGUAGAAAUGGGCUCUGCCUGUGUUGCUCUAGCUAGUCUCAAGCUCCUGGCCUCAAGCAAUCCUUCCGCCUUGGCCUCUCAAAUUGCUGGGAUUACAAGCAUAAGCCAAUGUGCCUGGCCUCAAUGUUACUUUUAUGAUCAGAAAAACGGCCAUCUUAUUUGGAAAUUAUUUUCCUAUUCUCAAGUGGGCAAAUAGGAGAAGGUUUCAGGCAUUUGUUUUGUCUCUGGGAGGGAAGGCACAAUGAGGUGGAGUGGACAAAUUGCUGAGGCCUUUAUGGACAAAGAUUCUAAGAAGAACAGGCUUUGGCCAUCUCUGGAUAUUCCCAUUCUGCUCCCUGCCACCAGAGAGCAAAUGUCGUAGGUCACCACACAUCACCAGUCUCUUGCCUAGCUAACCGUAACUCAUUCUUUAGUUCUCCUUGAAGGUGUCACUUCUUCCAGGAAGCCAUUUCUGUCCCUCCCGAGAUGGAGUCCCAUGUCCCUACCAUUUGCUUCCAGGGCACCUUCUCACAGCACUGCAUCAUGGUUAUCUGCUUAUCUGCUGGACACCCCUACUCGACUGAGGUCCUUGAAGGAAGAGAGAGUGUAUCACUCAUCUGCAUAGCCUUUGUAACUUAGUAAAAGUGCCUGACAUGCUCACUAAACAUUUACUGAGUAAUUAUUUAUUUGGGGGCCUUUUACGAUCAGAACAAUGUGAAGGACACAAAGAUGAAAAAGAAACCAUCUGCUUCAAGGUACUUACAACUGAAAUGUAUCAAACAAUUACCCAGAAAGUCAAGCACCAACUUAAGUGCUAAAAUAGGGGUCCAAGCAACCAACUUUGAAGAUUAGGAAGGUUUUAGAUUCUGAAUGUUUCUCAUUCAUUGUGUUUUUGAGUUCAGAAUCCCCAUACUGGAAGGCUAAUAUGGGGUAUGUGCAUACAAUUUUAAGGACUCACGUUCUUACAACCUAUAUUAGAAUUUGACGCACGAUCUUUCUUCUGUCCUUCUUGCAGUUGCCCUAGGAAUACAUGCCACUUACUCUUAAUUGACGUUUAUGAAAUACCUUGGCUUCAUUUGCUGAAAGGCUCUAAGUGUUGAGCAUUGUUACUAUGUUACAAUGGUUGUUUUAUUAUUAAAGCAGUGCCAAGGAGGUUACACAACAGCUUGGAUCAGGAAGUGAAACAAGGGCGGUGAUCCCACUGAAGCUACAGGGGAUGGGGAUUUGGGACGGUAAAAUGUUAAUUACCCAAGAUGGAAUGUGGGCUAGAGUCCAGCGUUGUGCUCCUGGAGAUCAUUUCGGUCGCAAAAGCUCACUGGCAAUGGGUCCUAAGCGUCCUGCCCUCCUCUGGCUGAAAUGUUGGAUUCACUUCGAUGAAUGCUGCUAUAGGGAAAGAACCCAGUGGCCACCAGCCAGGAGCACACGUCUUGCUCAGCAUCAACUAUCCUGGAAGAUUUCCAGGAGCUGAAGGGCUGUUCUCUUUGCAUGCAAUAAAUUAUUCAUUUCUAAGACGA
Messenger RNA from Homo sapiens (human), 15561 nucleotides. RefSeq names its product scaffolding CK1 anchoring protein F (gene SACK1F). Gene Ontology annotation, cellular component: plasma membrane. Lineage: Eukaryota; Metazoa; Chordata; Mammalia; Primates; Hominidae. The transcript is spliced from 5 exons. Bases 90 to 1592 code for a protein of 500 amino acids. The record is from RefSeq and is marked validated.